Molecule: messenger RNA, 4412 nt
Organism: Hippocampus zosterae (dwarf seahorse)
Lineage: Eukaryota; Metazoa; Chordata; Actinopteri; Syngnathiformes; Syngnathidae
Gene: gemin5
Product: gem (nuclear organelle) associated protein 5
Exons: 27
Coding region: 154-4350 (1398 amino acids)
Molecular function (GO): protein binding
Source: RefSeq, a predicted model, not a curated record
UCGCAGCGGGCUUUUACGACACCGUGGUGACAUACGGUCGUUGCCGUGACGCUCCACCGGUCUGUGGGAAACAUGUGAGACUUGCUUAUUCUGUUUUACUUUCCAACAGUCUUUUUUUUAUAUUCGGGAACCAUUUAGACGUUUACUAUCAUCAUGCACGAACGGUUCCUUCCCGCCUCUCCCAAUUGGUACUGUUCCCGCUGCUGUGACAUCAGCAGCGGCGGCUUACUCGGCGUCGGAGCCAAAAGCUUCAUCUAUUUGAUUGAUGUGUCAGCAUCUACCUGCAGUCCUCAAGGUGUUCUCGUGGGCCACAGAGGCUUGGUGUCGGGCGUUUCCUUCUGCCAAGAUGUGACGCAGAGUCACAUCUGUGCCAGCUCCGCCGGCGACGGCGUCGUCAUUUUUUGGGACACUAACACUCGAACUCUCUUACGGGAGCAUGCGACUCAUCAGAGCGCCGUCUCGGCCUUGCACUGGUCCCCGCUGGACAAGAACCUGGUGGUGUCGGGUGACGAGAAAGGAAUCGUGGCUUGUCACUGGUACAACACGGGAGACACGGCCAGCUUCUUCCCCGAAGCCAAAAGUAUCGUUUGCCUCACCUGCUCCCCGCACAACUGGAGCACUGUGGCGGUCGGGUACAAAGACGGCCUGAUUUUGCUGAUCGACGUGAGCAAGAAGGGCGAGGUGACGCGUCGGCUGCGCGGCCACGACGAUGACAUCCACUCUCUGGCGUGGUCGCCGCUUGCCGGCGAGGAUACCCUCAACUGGAGAGCGGAGGCUGGCGACGAUAAUGCUUUGAACGCGGUCAGUGCGGGAGAGGAGAAGGGCUGCUACCUGGCGUCGGGAAGCAAAGACCAGACGGUGAGGAUCUGGAGCGCGUCCACGGGAAAAGGCGUGACCACCUUGAAGCUGCCCUACCUGAAGAGACGAGGCUCCGCAGUCGACCCGACGCUCAAAGAAAGACUCUGGCUCAACGUCCACUGGCCCAAAUCCCGACCCACGCAGCUCGUUUCCACCUGCUUCAGCGGCGAAAUGGUGAUGUGGGACCUGGCCCGGACGGGCAAGCAGAAGUGGAUCCUGUUCGGCUCGUCGUCCGAGGGCCAGAACCACAGCAGGAUCGUGUUCAACACCGCCGGCUUCACGCUGCCCGACGGCCGCCAGCUGCUCGUCAGCACGUCCUUAGACAGAGAGGUGAAAUGUUGGGACCUGUCCGAGCUGGAGUGCCUGUGGACGCUGCCCACGCUGGGCGGCUUUGUGUACAGCCUCAGCUUCUCGCCCGUGGCCACCGGCUGCCUGGCGCUGGGCGUGGGCGACAGCAUGAUCCGGGUGUGGAACACCCUGUCCGCCCAGAACCGCUACGAAGCCCGCUGCUUCUGGCAGGGCGUCAAGUCCAAAGUCACAGCGCUGGCUUGGCAUCCAAAACGAGAGGGAACCUUGUCGUUUGGAACAGAAGACGGCAAAGUGGGAAUCUACGAAGUCUUCUCCAGCAAACCGCCUCAGAUUUCGAGCACCUACCACAAAAAGACGGUGUACUCGCUGGCCUGGGGACCGCCGCUCCCUCCGAUGUCAUUUGGCGCGGCGGAGGGCAAGGCGUCUCACAGCCUGUACAGCUGCGCCGGCGAGGGUGUCAUCCUUCAGCACGACCCCACCAAGCUGAGCGGCGACGCAUGCGACAUUGACAAACUCAUCCGGCAGACAAAUAACAUCAAGCACAAGCUAUCUCCUCACACCGACCUCAGCUGGAAGCCGGACGGCAAAGUCGUGGCUAUCGGCAACGAGGACGGGUGCAUCGACGUCUACCAGGCUCCGUCGCUGAAGCUGCUGUGCAGCAUCCAGCAGCACCACAAGGUCAUCAACGUGCUACGAUGGCACCCUGAAGACAACGUGCCCGCGGAACUGCACGGCCUGCUAGCCUCGGGCUCCUGCAAUGCCAUCAUCUACGUCCACGACCUGCGGCAGGUCGUAGAGAAGCCUCCGGAGAGCCCGUUGGUGUUGACGGAGCCGUAUCGCAGAUUGUGCGGCCACACGGCCAAAAUCACCGGCCUGGCUUGGAGUCCGCAUCACAGCGGCAGGCUGGCCAGCGUCUCGUACGACGGAACCGCCCAGGUGUGGGAUGUGCAGCAGGAAGCGGCGCUCUCCAACUACCGCGGCCACGUGGGCUCCCUGCUGAGCGUCGACUGGUCCCCCGUGGAUCCGGACGUCCUCUGGACCGGAGGGAAGGACUUCACCGUGCAAGAGUGGAGAGUCUCCAAGCAGGAGUUCACCAAGCCGCCCAAAGGUAAGAAGAUGGUGGACCUGAAGGAGAAGGCCAAGCAGAAGAAGAAGAGCAAAAAGCCAUCGGAAGCGGUGUGUGCGCCAGGCAACGGCGAGCACGUGACCGAGGCGGCGGCGGCGGCCAGUAAUGGACAUGAAGCCUCGGAUGAAGCCGAACAGGAAGAGGUCCGCUCUGCCAGCAGUCCUGUGCCUGCGCCAGCGACGCAACGGAAAAGCGCAACUGGAGGCAAGAGCAAAGACCAACAAGUGUUUGCAGACUCAAGCGCUCAGAAGAAGAAGAAGUUUCGCUCCAUCCUUCCCCUCAGCACGUCCAUGGACCAUCGGCCCAAAGAGGAUCUGCUGCAGGAUUGUCUCACCCUGGCCUCCAUGACGCACGACACGACGCCUCCGGCAGGCCAGGGCGAGCAUCUCCACCUUGGCCUUUUCUCCGACAGAGCCGCCCUGCGCCGGAUGUUCCAAGCAGAAGAAGAGGCUCACGUGGAGAGCGGCCACGUCGAGUCGGCCGUCUACCUGCGGCUGUGGAGCGGCGACCUGGAGGGGGCGCUGCGACUGGCGGCGGACAGAGGAGAGCUGAGUGACCACCUCAUCGCCGUGGCUCCUAUGGCGGGCUACGCGGUGUGGCGCGAUGCCGUGGAGCGCUACGUCAAGCAGCUGUGUCUGCAGGAGCAGCACGUGAAGGCGGCCGCUCACCUUCUGUCCAUCAAUCAAGUGUACCAGGCCGUCCAGUUGUUACACUCGCACAAGCUCUACAGGGAGGCGAUCGCUCUGGCCAAAGCGCGGCUGCCGGAUGAAGAUCCCGUCCUGAAGGAACUCUACGGCAGCUGGGCCGUCGUUUUGGAAAAAGACGGACAUUUCUCCGCAGCCGCCAAAUGUUACAUUGCGGCGGGUGCCAGCUUCGACGCCGCCAAAGUGAUUGCCCGCAAGAACGACGCGACCUCACUGAGGACGGCGGCGCUGUUGGCCAGCGUGGCGGGCGAGGUCGCUCUGGCCCAGUCGCUGGCGCUGCGUUGCGCCAAAGAUUCGGCGGCGGCGCGGGACUGGGUCGCUGCGCAAGAGGUCCUCGCCUCCCACAAGGGCCUCCUGGUUCACAGGCUUCACCUCAGCGUGGCUGAGCUGCUGUGCGCCUCCCUCGCCGACGUCCUCCCCGAGAUGCGUGGCACUGGGCACGCAUGGCCGGCCGAGGGCAGCAUCCUGGAGCGGGCGCGCGAUGUCUGGACGCAACACUUUGGCGUCGACUCGGAAGGCGACCACGACCGCGACGACCUCCGCGCUCUGCUUGUGGAGCUCCAGAACAUGGAGGGCCCAGCGCUAACCGCUAGCCUCCCACUCACGCAGGUGCUGUUGGGUUUGUCCCGUCACGUGGCCAGUGGGAUCCUAUCGUGGUUACUCGACAACGACGGUGGCACGCUGGCGAAGGAGCUGUGGCUGGCGGCAGCAUGGCUCCGGGAGGCCGCCGACUUUCACGUCUCGGGUGCCCUCUUUCUGAUUCUGGCGGCUGCCUUGACAGAGGUCCAUCGCGACGUGGGUGAAGAAGCCCGAGCCGAGGGCGACACCUUACGGGCGUGGGCCGCCUACCACCGUCUGUACGAGUUGUGGUGGCGAUGCGCGGCUGAUGAUGUCAUCAGCAACGGGCUCCAUGCCGAAGGAUGCCCGGAAGAAGCCAAGACGUCCGGUGAGCUGGACUUUGAUGCAUCUUUGCUGCUGUCCGACGCUCACGCCGCGUGGCAGGCCGAGCGGCGGGCCAUGGAGGGGGUGCAGCAGCGCCUGGCCGCCAUGGUGGCGCAGCACGGACGCAACAUGGCCGCCAACGGGGAGCAACCUGCCGGGGCUGAACAGUCUGAAGAAGAGGAGACUUUUCUCUCCUUGAGCGCAAAGAUGGCAAAACACCAAACGCAGCUGGCUGACAUUCCUGAAACCAUCAAGUUGUGUCCUCGUCCCGAUGUGGCAGAGUGUUGCCUGGUCCUCCUCCACCUCGGCGCCUCCAUUUCCGAAUCCCUGCAGAGGGACGCCAAAGACCUGCUGCGGAAACACGGAACAUGCCCGAUGCUAAGCAAGGCCUCCCGGCGAUUCUUGAGCUAAGUCGUGGACCCAAUUUACUGUACAGCCAUUUUGUUGAAUUAAAAACAAAAAGUUAGAACGUA